Messenger RNA from Ilex paraguariensis (yerba mate), 954 nucleotides. Lineage: Eukaryota; Viridiplantae; Streptophyta; Magnoliopsida; Aquifoliales; Aquifoliaceae. The record is from the annotation of a GenBank genome assembly.
UUUUGGUUCUUGACCACCAUGGUGGGUUUUAUCUACAAGCCCACCUCUGCAGAAUUUGAAGAAGAGAAAGAACUCAAUACUCGACCUUCAGAGCUUGAGAAAGCAAACCACUCACUUGACCUCUUACUUGCAGAAGUCGAAGACUUCCAUCUCCCUUUGGAUUUUGUUGAUUCAUUUCUUGAUUUUGGCUCAAUAAAGAAUGGGAUGGAAGAAAACCCAGAGCCGUAUAGCGGUAUAAAUGGCUUAAAGGCAGAACCAGAGAGGGUUGGUUCAGAGAAGGUUGAAUCAGUGGUUGUUGACAGCGGUACUGAAUUGGUUCAACUUGGUUUUAGCGAGGAAAUUAAAGUGGAAGAUUCAAUUGUACAUGGGUCUGAAAAGUUGGGGAAUUUGGGCUGCUUGACUCCAGACCCGGACGAUUCUAGUUUACGGAUGGCUGGAAUUGGAUUUUUUGAGAGUGGGAUUGAAGUUGGUAAAGAUCAUGUUUGUAAGGAAAUAAAAGUUGAGAACCCAGUUGGAGGUGAGUUUGGAAUGUUGGGGAGUUUCGGUUGUUUGAUUGAGGAAGAGAUGGAGAGGGUUAGUUUAAAUGGGGUGUCAAAUAGUCCAGCUUCGGUUGUUGAUUCAUUUGGCGCAAAGACUGGUCAAAUAUCAAGUGUUCAUGGUAAGGGUGUUAUUGGGAAUGAUGUGAAGAGUGGUGAAGUAGUGAGUGUUGAUAGGGAUGUUGCCAGGAGUGGUGGUGUACGGAGCAUUGACGGGAGUGGUUUGAAGGGUAGGGAAAUAGAGAGUGAUGAAGAUGAGAGUGAUAGUGAAUCGGAUUCUGAGAGUGCGAGUUCGUCUUCAUCUUUGUCAUCAUCGACCACAUCUUCUAGCAGUGAAGAUGAUGAUGCCGAUGAAGAGGAGGAGGAGGAGGAGGAGGAGAAGAAGAAGAAAAAGAAGAGGAAGGGAAGGGAGAGGUGA